Messenger RNA from Argiope bruennichi, 1884 nucleotides. Its product is annotated as proton-coupled folate transporter-like. NCBI's taxonomy places the organism in Eukaryota, Metazoa, Arthropoda, Arachnida, Araneae, Araneidae. Gene Ontology annotation, molecular function: transmembrane transporter activity. The coding region runs from base 190 to 1731 and encodes 513 amino acids. Gene Ontology annotation, cellular component: membrane. The transcript has 6 exons. The record is from RefSeq and is a predicted model, not a curated record. Gene Ontology annotation, biological process: transmembrane transport.
CAGAUAGAGCCCGCGAAUGAGGUAGAACGGGAAUUCCCCGUUUGAAGUAAUGGAGGAAUUCGUAGACGCAGAAACGAAGAUAACAAAAGUGGCGAAGAUCAAUGUGCAUCAUUUCAAAUCAAUGGCAACACCUUCUUUUCUGUUACUGAAGUUCUCUAAUUAAAGAACUGAUUUCAUUCAUUGAACAAAAUGGGAGAAACUAGCGGGGACAACUUAGAACAUACAUCUGGCGUAUUCUGCAGGCUGAGACAUGGUGACUCUUUCAAUGAGUAUGGAACAUCCGGCAUGGAAAAGGAUGAAAGAAUAGUUACUGAUGAAAAAGAAGAAGCUGCUCCUUCCUCCAGAAUAGCAUCAUGUUUGAAAAUAAUCAUCUCACUGCGAAUCGAACCCGUCAUGUUUCUGUUUAUGUUUUCGUAUAUCCUUAACACCACCUGUUUAACGAAUAUGAUCAUGAACAAAGGAUGUCUUUUCUAUUUCAAUUACUCUAAAGAAAUAUGUGAUAACGUGACUGCUUAUCGGAAUGAAAGUGAUAAUGUAGAAAUACUUGCCAAUAACUAUAAUCUCUAUAUCAAUUUGUUAGCUCCCAUCGGUGCCUUUGUGGUAAUUUUCCUCGCCCCCUGGAGUGACAAGUAUGGUCGCAAACCUUUACUUUUGCUGGCGUUGUUUGGAUUCUUCAUCUAUGAUCUUGGUAUCAUCUUGUGCACUGUCUACUAUGAAUCAGAACUGUAUUUCAUAAUUUUGUCUAGUCUGGUGACCCAGAUCACAGGGGGAUUCAUCUGUGUAAUGACCGUUAUUUACAGCUAUAUUUCCGACAGCUCUACGCCUGAAUCCAGAUCUUUGAGGUAUACUUUUCUUCAAAUAGCGUUUGGACUUGCAGUUACGCUAGGAGCUUUGGCAGGUGGUCAACUGUACUAUUAUUGGGGCUACUUGACUGUUUACGAGACCAUGACUGCUGGUCAUUUACUAGCCAUUUUCUGGGUUGUGGUAUUCGUUCCUGAGACCAGAGGCUUGGAUGUCUCGAUCCCAUUCUCUAAGAAGCUGAAAGAGAUCUUCGCAUCCCAAAAUUUCACUGAUGGAUUGAGAACUUGCCUGAAACAUCGUGAUGAUCAAGGAAGGCUGCAGCUCUGGCUGCUGCUGCUUUCUAGUUGCACCAUAGCAUUGACUUAUGAAGUAUAUACCAACAUUGCGUACGUGUAUACUCACCAUAUGUACAAGUGGGACCCGAAAGCCUAUUCUGAAAUGUGGACUAUCUUCAGCUUCUCAGAGAUGAUGGUAGUCCUGGUCGUGACGCCGUUGCUCGUCAAGGUCUUCAAGCUGAGCGACCCCACCAUUGGAAUCAUCGGCAGUGUGUCCAUCAUCAGCAAAAACGUCUUUCUCGCCUUUGCUUACGACCAUGUGCUCUAUUAUUUCAGUAACAUAACUGGGUUCUUAAAUGGUUUGGGUAAUCUCGCCGUGAGGUCCUUGAUUUCAAAACUUGUUGCUGAAGAUGAAUUAGGCCGCGUUUUCUCUUUCCUGGCGACUUGUGAAGCCAUUGUCCCUUUGUUGGCUGCAGCAAUAAUCGCCAAGAUUUUCAACGCCACUAUCAAAGUGUUCCCCGGAGCAUGCUACCUCGCUGCAACUGCCUUCCUCAUGCUGCCUCUCAUGACAUUUGUGUGGCAGUUUAGACGUUUUCGACGCCAAAGCCAUCAGCUACUUAAUCCCAAAUUAAUCCAAGGAUCGCAUGAUAUAUGAUAGUGUUUUUUCAAUAUCCUUUUGUAAUUCAUUGCAAAAGCAAUGCUUUUUAUUUCUGUUAUUUAACGUUCCCAUUUUUCAUUAAUCAUUUUUUAAGUGGAAAAGCGUUUAACUCCUUCCUAUUUUAAAGAAAUAAACCCUUUUCUAAAAUUU